ACUAAACCGCCAUUGGACCCUCUUGUCCUCCUACCAGUGACUGCCUUGGGUGACCCGUGCUUGGAUUUUAUUUUCGCUCCUUCUCCUCCCCACAGUCUCACCAAAAUGCCCGCUGCCACCCGUGCCGUCCUGCGGCAAUCGCAGUUCCUGACCCGGAGAACCGCCGUCAGACACGCCUCAUCCUCCUCGGAGAAGGCUACCCAGGCUGCCUCCAAGGCUCAGGAGGGUCUUUCCAAGGCCACUGCUGCUGCUGGCCCGGCUCUCUCCAAUGCCGCUACUGCCCUCCGCAAGGUCGGCGGCCCCGUCGGCAAGGUCGUUUCGUUCGUCGACUCUAUGAUCCCCCCGACCAUCUACUACUCCAAGGUCGGCAUUGAGCUCGGUCGUCUGGUUUUCCGUGGCCAGAACAUGGCUCCUCCCAACAUGGCCACUUUCCAGUCCUACUUCCAGCCUCUGAUCAACGUCGCUCGCAACCCCGCCUCUUUCAAGACCCUCAGCUUUCCCUCUCCCCAGAACUUCCUGGCUCGUGUCCGCAACGCCAGCCCCAAGGAGCUUGCUCUUGCCGGUGUCACCGCUGCUGAGGUCAUUGGUUUCUUCACCGUUGGUGAGAUGAUCGGCCGCAUGAACCUGAUCGGCUACCGCGGCGAGGCUCCUUCCCACCACUAG
This is a messenger RNA of Penicillium longicatenatum, 663 nucleotides long. RefSeq names its product F1F0 ATP synthase subunit g. The record is from RefSeq and is a predicted model, not a curated record. Gene Ontology annotation, molecular function: proton transmembrane transporter activity. Bases 106 to 663 code for a protein of 185 amino acids. The transcript has 3 exons. Gene Ontology annotation, biological process: proton motive force-driven ATP synthesis. Lineage: Eukaryota; Fungi; Ascomycota; Eurotiomycetes; Eurotiales; Aspergillaceae.